AUGGUCCAAUCAUCAGACGAGAUUCUCAAGAGAAUAAUGAAUGAAGCCGCUGGAGUCUUGAGCACUGAAAAUGAGGAAAAUUCUGAAUUCGAAUUGGUUAAGCGUUUCCUAGUGCUCAACAAGGAUCUUCUGGUUUCUCGUGUCCUGGAGAUCCUCGCAAGUGCCUAUGUUGAUCCUGGAGGCAAUACUGUGUCUACAAUCUUUGAAAAGUUUCUCAUGCAGAGGGAUAACGAGCAGAGGACUCUAACAGUUGUUGAUGAACAUGGGAAACUCUUCGAAAAAGACACUCCAGUGUCAAAAAAAGUUUCUAGCUCUAAAACCUCCGAUGGAACUCACCACUUGGACUGGCAGCAAUACUGGAUCUCGCUUGAUUCUCACGGGUAUAGCGCAUUGGGGAUACGAAAUUGGCUACAUGGAAAAUAG
This is a messenger RNA of Lobosporangium transversale, 423 nucleotides long. RefSeq lists its product as hypothetical. The coding region runs from base 1 to 423 and encodes 140 amino acids. Lineage: Eukaryota; Fungi; Mortierellomycota; Mortierellomycetes; Mortierellales; Mortierellaceae. The record is from RefSeq and is a predicted model, not a curated record. The transcript is spliced from 3 exons.